This is a messenger RNA of Capronia coronata CBS 617.96, 908 nucleotides long. RefSeq lists its product as uncharacterized. Lineage: Eukaryota; Fungi; Ascomycota; Eurotiomycetes; Chaetothyriales; Herpotrichiellaceae. The transcript has a single exon. Bases 1 to 498 code for a protein of 165 amino acids. The record is from RefSeq and is a predicted model, not a curated record.
AUGGGUGGGCCACGCUGCCCCGACUCAAGCGGUAGCGGAACGGUCGAUCAGCCAGAGCAGCGAGACGGCGAGUUCCAACCACAGCAUUUCCGGCGAUUCGAGAUCCUCAAAAGUUCGACCCUGGGACUGGUUUACCCGCAGAACCUCCGGCUAGAUGUGGUCGAUGUUGAUGAACCUACAUCCAUUUACCUUACGUCGUCCACGCCCAGAUUUGUCACCAGUCUGAUGAAAUGGUGGAAGGUCAAAGUCCUGCCACCACCAUCGUGCGAGAUCUACUCGACCAAUCUGGAUUAUGCCUACCAUGAGCAGCAGUAUGGAAAUGAGACCACCGGGGCUUCUGACCGGAGAAUCUCGGGACAUUCACAGAAGCCAUACCCUGUGGCUCAGAUCAAGUACCCGGGCUGGGAAGGCAUGAGCUGUCUGAAGUUGACAGACGCUGUACAACUUCACACCGGCCAUGCACUUCGAUCCUGCACUGCACUAGCGGCACGACGAUAACUCGGAGAUCCGCCAGCGCUGGACCAUGGAACGAGUUGGCUGCAAGCGGGAAUACGAAUGACCUCCACGACCACCACGAGUCUACAUCCAACAUACACGAGGCGCAGUAGACCCAAGUCUGAGAUCCUGACCCUUCUGGCGUGGACGAUGGCCAUGCUGCGGCGAACGGAGAUCUGUGUUUCGAAGACCACACUGGUGGUGUUGUCGCCGUGUACAAGCAAAGACGUGACUAUUGGGUCCUUGGGGCUCUGAGGAUAUUCCCACAGACUCUGGGUCUGGCUGCCGACACCAACGUUCAAAACUGGGAGCUCGGAAUUGACAAUGUUUCUGUCAUGAGGCUGUCGUUCGCCAGCUGUUUAGCCGGUGUCUUUUACGAGCGGGUAGAAUACCUGGCUUUGCUGGGAUACUGA